Molecule: messenger RNA, 1517 nt
Organism: Paramecium octaurelia
Lineage: Eukaryota; Ciliophora; Oligohymenophorea; Peniculida; Parameciidae
Source: the annotation of a GenBank genome assembly
AUGGAGAAUUAAUUAAUUGCUUUCGUGGGUGAUCCUGCAGUUGGGAAGACUUCAAUUAUUAAAUAUUUAAAGGGUCUGGAAUUUGAAGAGGAUUACAGUCCAACUGAAUAGAUAGAGAGCACAGAUGUUACAAUUCAAAAUAAUGAAACUAUAACUAUUUAUGAUACGCCAGGGAAUACAGCAGAAAGAAAAUAAGUGAUUGAAAUACUAAAGAGUGUUCAAAUAGUGUUUGUAUGCUUUGAUGUUGAAAAUAUUGAUUCAUUUGAUUCAACAUUGUAAUGGUUAGAUGACAUCAAAAAAUAAAUAAAUAAUUCAAUGCAAGUUUGUCUUGUAGCUUGUAAAAUUGAUUCUGAUAACAGACAAAUUUCUUAAGAGCAAGCAUUUGAAUUUAUUAAUGAUUAUCCAAAUGUUGAAUAUUUGGAAAUUAGUGUAAAGACGGGUGAAAAUAUGGAUAUGCUCAUUGAUGUAACUAAAAUUCAUUAUUCAUCAGAAAAUACCAAUAACAACACCUGAAGGGGAAGGAGACCUAUAAUAAUCUUACAGAACUCAACAAUCAAAUAAAUAAUCUGAAAAACCUGCUCCUAGUCCUGAAAGAUAAUCAUAGACAUAUAAGUCUUAAUCAAGCAUGUUGAAUAAGGAGGAACCUCUUUGGAAGGUCUAUGACUUUUUAUUUCCAACUGGGAGAGUUGCUAAACUAGUUAAGAUAUCAGAUGUCAAUGCUAAAAAUCUAUCCAUUUAAGACAUACUAUUUAAAUUGCAGUUAAACUAGAGUUAUCCGGUUGUAAAUUUAAUUGGCGCAAAGGAAACAAAUAAGGGUAAAUUCUAUGCAGGAAUUGCAAGGGCAUGCUUUAAUACAGUAUUCAAUUGGUCUAAUUGAAUUUAGGAUGCUGUAAUAGUAGACAGUGGAAUUUCAACAGGAAUUGAAAAAUAUGUGAUUAGAAGAGGAGUCAAAUUGAUUGGAGUCGCUCCAGAACAAGAAGUCAAAUAUCCAAAUUAAAAUACUGGGUUUAUAGACCCCUUUGAGAUUAGUAAUGGACAUACUCAUAUAUUUCUUUUAAGUAAUCUUUAAUAAUAAUUGCAAUAUAGAUAAUAAGGAGAAAAUGAUGGUAUUUGGAUUGGAAGGGGUUUUUAAGAUUAAUUUGUGUAAAAAGUAAAAAUAAUUAUUAUAAUUUAGAUUGGCUGAAGGUAGAUUAGCCAAAAAUGGUUAAAGAGAAAGUUUGAAGGUUGUUCACAUACUUUUAGGAGAAUAGGAAGGAUUUUUAAAUGAAUUACAAUAAGCAGUAAUGGCUAAUCAUCCAAUUAUAGUGAUAAAGGGGUCUCCUUUAUGUGAUUAAUACUUUUAAAAUUAUAAUAAUCCUCAUGCAAAUUAUUCAAAUGCAAGUAAUUAUAUUCUCUUAUAUAAAAUAGGUUUUGGAUAAUUAGUAAGGAAAGGACACUUUUAUGGACUAAACAGAUUAGAUUCAGAAGAUAUUGCCCAGUAUGUCCAUUUCUUUUUGACUGUGACUCCAUAUAAUUGA